Molecule: messenger RNA, 2702 nt
Organism: Sceloporus undulatus (fence lizard)
Lineage: Eukaryota; Metazoa; Chordata; Lepidosauria; Squamata; Phrynosomatidae
Gene: GPR50
Product: G protein-coupled receptor 50
Exons: 2
Coding region: 744-1772 (342 amino acids)
Biological process (GO): G protein-coupled receptor signaling pathway
Cellular component (GO): membrane
Molecular function (GO): melatonin receptor activity
Source: RefSeq, a predicted model, not a curated record
CUCUGCAUACUGAUUCCACAGACUAACACUGCUAUAUCUUUGAAUGUUACCGAACUUGUUGGCUCCUGCAUGAUGACUUUCUGAGCCAGGGAGGGCCAUUUGAGCCCCUUUUCUCCUCCCAGAUCCACCGCACCCACCCGGCCAGGAAAGUCUAUCCAGAGCCACAGCUGGGCUUUCCAUUCUCAAGGCGCGCCGGCGAGGGUCCAUUUUUACGCACGGACGGGAGGGGGGGGACCACAGAAAAGAGCCCUCCGCUCCCCGAUCCCGGCCCAGAGGUUGCUCCAAGGAGGAGCCCUGGAAAGCUGGAGAGUUGGGCGAGCUCCCAAAGUGGUCCUUUCUGGGAUAGAGUCCUUCUGGAGCGGUGGGAAGGGGCGUUUUUGGAAACCUUCCUUGCGCGCCCUGGAGCAGCAGCGGAGCGCACGCUUGGAGGUGCAUCCUCUCCUUGCAGAAGAGGACCAAAAAAAGAGGGGAACCUUCAUCCAAGUGACCCCCCCUCGACUCUGGGAAGGAGGAAAAAGGUCCCUGCGUCUCCCUCCAUCCUUUCCCAGGGAGAUCUUCUUGAAGGAAAGAGAUUGUAUUUCCAGUUUGGAACUAGUCAGCCCAGGGCAGACUAGGCGCUCGCAUCUUUACGCAUCGCUGUCCCAUGGAGCGGGGAUCCCAGGCAGGGCUUGUCUCCUCUCUGGUGGCUCAGCCUGGAAAGCCAGAGCAAGCCGGGCUCGGGGGGUCCCUGUCUUUGCUCGGAGAUGCUGGAGGGCAACGGGAGCUGCUCGGAUUGCCGCUUCCACCGCGAGGCGCGACACUCUCUGGCCGCUGUCCUCAUUGUCACCAUCGUCGGGGACAUCCUGGGCAAUGCCUUGGUCAUCCUCUCCGUGGUCAGGAACCGCAAGCUCCGCAAUGCUGGGAAUAUCUUCGUUGUCAGCCUGUCUGUGGCAGAUCUUGUGGUAGCAGUGUACCCCUAUCCUCUCAUCUUGAGUGCCAUUUUCCAUGAUAAAUGGAUAAUGGGUCCCCUUCACUGCCAGAUUAGUGGCUUCCUCAUGGGCUUGAGUGUCAUUGGUUCUAUUUUCAACAUCACCGCCAUCGCCAUCAACCGGUACUGUUAUAUUUGCCAUAGCUUCCGGUACGACAGACUCUUUAACCUGAAGAACACCUAUGGCUAUCUUUGUCUGACAUGGCUCCUUACCUUGGUGGCAAUUUUGCCUAACUUUUUUGUGGGUUCUUUGCAGUACGACCAUCGGAUUUAUUCCUGCACCUUUGCACAGACCGUCAGCAUGUCGUAUACCAUCGCUGUGGUGGUGAUCCAUUUCAUCUUCCCGCUUUCCAUUGUGACUUUUUGCUAUCUUCGGAUUUGGAUCCUGGUUAUUCAGGUCAAGCACCGGGUGAGGCAAGGAUGUAAGCAGAAAGUGAGAGCGGCUGAUCUCCGGAAUUUCUUGACAAUGUUUGUGGUUUUUGUCCUUUUUGCUGUGUGCUGGGGGCCUUUGAACUUUAUCGGCCUGGCUGUCUCCAUCAGUCCAUCCAAAAUCAUACCGCAGAUACCGGAGUGGCUUUUUGUGGUCAGCUACUUCACGGCUUACUUUAACAGCUGCCUCAAUGCUGUGAUAUAUGGGCUUCUUAACCAGAAUUUCCGGAAGGAAUAUAAAAGAAUUCUUUUGGCUCUUUGGACUCCACGCUUGCUCUUUGUGGACAUCUCAAAAGGAGGGACAGAUGGGAUAAAAAGCAAACCAUCCCCGGUUGUGACAAAUAAUAAUAACAACCAGGCUGAAAUCUAUUUGUAAAUGGAAGGGAAACUAUUUAUUCUGGACUGUCUGGACUGUGAAAAAUACUAUGUCAAGCUCUUGCUGUAUAUAUAUAUAUAUUUGAAUGUAUGCUUAUACAGUACCAGGGACCACUAUUGUCUAAUCAUAUUUAUGCAAAAAAGUUCUCCACCUCCCCAGCUCUCAAUUUAUUUUUUAAUGGCUGCAUCAUAAUACUUUGUGGAAAUUGGAUGGUGGGCUUCCUAGGGUUGUGGCAAAAAGGUCAAAAUUUGGAAAUGAAAUUAUAAUUAUUCACACACACACACACACCUUGAAGGAUCCCCUCGCCAGCAAGGGCAUUAACUUUUCUUAUCUCUAAAAAGAAUGCAAACAAUGAGAUGAAAAACCUCCUAUUCAAAUCAGUAUGCAAAGGGAUCUUGUAGCACCUUUGAGGCAAACUGGAAGAAAGAAGCUGCUAGCAUUUUGUCGAUUCAAGUCUUCCAUCCAGUUAGUGUCAAAGCUGCGACAAGAUCCCAUUGCAUACUGAUUUUCCAGACUAACAAUCUUUUGACUCCUGUUCAAAAGUUGCCUUGACUCUGAAUUUGCAAGAUAACCACAAGCAAACUAACUUACACUAAAAUGGGCCAUUUAUCUAAGCCUGACUUUUCUGUUCUGACCAGCCAGGCUUUCUUGGGUUUCAGGCAGGGACAGCUUCUGUCUUCCAUGUUAGUGAAUCAUUUUAGGUUUUAGUGUGAACAUGGAAGGAGGUCUCACCCACUCUCAAAGGUGCUAAACCCUAUCUCCAAAAUGGGUUGGCAAGUUCCUUUAAAUUUUGGUACAAAUCUUGUAAUGGAUUCCCUAUCCCACUGACAUGGAACCCAAGGAGAAUUUGUCAGGGGUGGAGGACAUUGAACCCAGAAGCUUCUCCUUGCUGAGUCACCUCGUCAAAGAAAUUGUCAACUGCUGCGCACA